CCUAAUGAACUGCUGUCCUGUCCCCUGCAGAGAUCCCUUUCUCCACCUGGACCCCACCCCCUGGAAUCAACAGUCAGACUCUUUCCCACUUCUUUGAAAGAAUCCAGGAUUUAGGCAAAGACUACAAGCCAGACUCAGCCAAGGACACCAUCCAGAACCUCAUCAACUUAGUGGAUGAGCUGAUGACAGCCCCUGGGGACAUGGAGACCCUGGCCCUACCUGACCGGUACCACAUGGCCACCCACCUGCUCUCAGGCCUCGAAAAUGUCCUGAGGACCCUGGCCAAGACCUUGCCUGAUGGCUCCUUCACCUACCGUUCCCCUUUAGGCACAGAGCUGUCCCUGCUGAUCCAGGAGCAGGGGGACAAAAAUGUCACCAUAGGCCAGAGCCAUGCACGGAUGCUGCUGAACUGGGCUGUGGCAGCUGGAGCUGGGGACUCUGGCCCCACCGUGGUGGGCAUCCUCUCCAGCCCGAACAUGAUGAAAUUGCUGGCCAACACCUCCUUGGACCUGGACCACGAGAAGCAAGUUGAGCUGGAAGAUAUUCAUGAAAGCCCCAUCCGUGGGGCCCAGCUCGAGCUCCUCUCGGCGGUCAACUCUGUCUUUCUGAGCAACACAAACACCGAGAAACUCGACUACCCCGUCAUCUUUGCCAUCUCUCACCUUGAGUCCUCAGUGGAAGACACCUGAGACACGGCAGGAACUGAUCUGUGCCUUCUG
Messenger RNA from Galeopterus variegatus (Sunda flying lemur), 719 nucleotides. RefSeq names its product CD97 antigen-like. Gene Ontology annotation, cellular component: membrane. Lineage: Eukaryota; Metazoa; Chordata; Mammalia; Dermoptera; Cynocephalidae. Gene Ontology annotation, molecular function: G protein-coupled receptor activity. The record is from RefSeq and is a predicted model, not a curated record.